AGCACUUACAGCUUCCCGCACAGACACCCCUGGAAUCCUUCACACCCUAACAAUACAUUCAGGAUAAAAAUCCACCCAUUCAACACAGAGAGCAUGGAUCUUAGCAUAAACAGCACGAGUCUGACUCCCACGCCCACAAAUUCCGCUGGAGACUCGAAACUCAGAGGUGUGGCUUUGGGAUUCGAGCUGCUCACCUGUUUCGUCGGGGUUAUUACGUGUUGCUUUAGCCACUAUUGCCUGAAGACAUGCAAGCUGAUUCAAAGCGGGAUGAAGAUUCAACUACAGAUAUUAUUCACCACCGAUAUCGUGAUCUGCCUCAUCGCGCUGCCAGGUCAUGCAGCGAUCGAGUACCGAAUACUAAGUGGUGUGCAUGAUAACAAGACGUCAUCAACAGUUUUUACGUCCCUGUACACCGUGGCUACAGAGAUUGAGCGUGCUACCGUUAUGUUAAUCGCUAUCUAUAGGAUGAUGGCUGUGUGUUUCCCUUUCAAGUACAGGUACUGGUCUCAAAAGAAAGUGGCGUUACUGGUAAAUUUAAUUGCCUGUUCGCCGGUAGUCCUGAUGCGGACAAUAAAGCACUUUAUAAAGGAUGACUCAGGCAUUGAAGCAUUCGAUCCUAACAACUAUUUCAUAGAUAGUUUUAUGCAGUUUGGAUUCAUCUCGGCGCCAACGGUCAUUACGCUGAUCGUCUACCUUGUCAUGGCUUUGUUCAUGCUAUGCAAGAAGGGAUCCAUUUCACCACCUGACAGUUGCGAAAGAUCUGUAAGAAUCUUCAUUUUGACCAACACUCUAUUCGAAGUUCCAGACAUAAUCAUGCACGCAGCCAAAGCUACUGUGGAUAAUGCUGCCUUUAUUAUCAUCCAUGUGAUAUACCGAAUUCACUUUGCCCUCGACCCCAUUCUCUUCGUGGGCCUCAAUGCAAGAUACCGCCAGAUGGUGUAUCAGUGCUGUUCCUCAAAUAUUCGCGUGCGAGAAGCCGUCACUGACACCAAGGAGGAGGACACACUCGAGAGCAAGUGUUAGAGAAGCGUCCAGACGAGAGAAGACAAGCCUGCUUUUCCCUCGAUUUUUCUCCACUUCAUAUGAUUUAGCUCAAUUUUGACUGUUCACCAAGAAAACUUAGUUAAGCCUUGCUUG
Messenger RNA from Penaeus monodon (black tiger shrimp), 1137 nucleotides. RefSeq lists its product as uncharacterized. The record is from RefSeq and is a predicted model, not a curated record. NCBI's taxonomy places the organism in Eukaryota, Metazoa, Arthropoda, Malacostraca, Decapoda, Penaeidae.